AUGGCAAGUAAAAAAGCUGGUCAUGAAGCAAUAUAUUCAAUGCUGCUAAUGGCAGUUCUCACUGCAACCUUGGUCCAACCGGGGACGUCAAUGCCGCUGCCGACAAAUCCAGGCUUCCUUCCGGGAUAUGGAAAGGCCGUGAUCGAGUGUUGGUCGCCUCUGAUGAAGAUUCCGGGAUGUAUUCUCCAUGUUUAUGAGUCAAUUUACAAUCUCCAAUUUCGCAGCAUUGGAAGUGAUUGUUGCGAGGCCUAUGUCUCAGUGAAAGGGAAUUGUUUGCCAAACAUGUUUCCAUUUAAUCCUUUAGUCCCUUCAUUGCUUUAUGGAUAUUGUCUUGUCAACAACCAAGCUCUUCCUCCCACUGGGACUAAUUGA
Molecule: messenger RNA, 372 nt
Organism: Ziziphus jujuba (common jujube)
Lineage: Eukaryota; Viridiplantae; Streptophyta; Magnoliopsida; Rosales; Rhamnaceae
Exons: 1
Coding region: 1-372 (123 amino acids)
Biological process (GO): double fertilization forming a zygote and endosperm; regulation of protein localization to cell surface; regulation of double fertilization forming a zygote and endosperm
Cellular component (GO): extracellular region; vesicle
Source: RefSeq, a predicted model, not a curated record